AAGACACUGUGAUUCCCUGCUUGAAUCAACCAGUUACAUGCUCCGAGGUUUUAAGUACCUAGUACCUCAGAAUAAUGAGAAUAAUUUAGGAUUGCAUGCUCACACAGACGUGACAUACUUCACCAUACUGCAUCAGAAUAAUGUGAAAGGUUUGCAAGUCAAACUGAAAAGUGGUGAAUGGAUUGAUGUUGAUCCCUCACCCUGCAAGUUUCUGUUCCUGGCUGGUGAUGCAUUAAAGAUUUGGAGUAAUGACAGAAUACAGUCUUGCCAGCACCAAAUCAUCGUAAAGGAGAAGAAGAAAAGGUUGUCCGUGGGAUUAUUUUCAUUUAAUAAUAAGAAAGUCCAGACACAAGAAGAGCUAGUUGAUGAGGACCAUCCAAUACGAUAUAAAUCAUUUGACCAUUAUGAAUACAUAACAUUUCGUAAAAAUUUUCCAUCACAAAUUUCCAGUUUUCUUCUGCUGCAUGAUGGAAGAAUGACCUUGAAUGGAAAGGACAAGGAUAAAUAAUGAUGAAGUCUCUCUCUCUCUCUCAUGUUUCCUUAUAACUCUUCUCACCAGUUCUGUACCCUCUCCUUCUGUUAGUUUCUUCUUCUUUCUGUUGGCCUCCUGUUAUCUUCAAACAUUUUCCUCCCAAUGAUUGUAAUAUAUUUUUACUUUUGAGUGCUG
This is a messenger RNA of Neltuma alba, 667 nucleotides long. RefSeq names its product probable 2-oxoglutarate-dependent dioxygenase AOP1. Bases 38 to 508 code for a protein of 156 amino acids. Lineage: Eukaryota; Viridiplantae; Streptophyta; Magnoliopsida; Fabales; Fabaceae. The transcript is spliced from 2 exons. The record is from RefSeq and is a predicted model, not a curated record.